Molecule: messenger RNA, 3019 nt
Organism: Taeniopygia guttata (zebra finch)
Lineage: Eukaryota; Metazoa; Chordata; Aves; Passeriformes; Estrildidae
Product: glucagon receptor-like
Biological process (GO): cell surface receptor signaling pathway; adenylate cyclase-modulating G protein-coupled receptor signaling pathway
Cellular component (GO): plasma membrane
Molecular function (GO): peptide hormone binding; glucagon receptor activity
Source: RefSeq, a predicted model, not a curated record
GCAGCGGCGCCGGGACCCCCGAGUCCCACCGGGCGUCCGGAGCCCCGGGAGGCGGUGCCGCCCCCGAACUCCCCCCGAAGCCCCCCAAAGCCCCCUCCCGUCGGGGCACGGCGCUGGCAGGAGGCGGCUCCGCCGCAGACACCGCUCGGUCACCGCCGCCUUCACCUCGCGGAGCCGGGGCUGCCGCGACACCGGGAACAGCGGGAGCACCGGGAACACCGGGAAAAACGGGAACAACGGGGGCUGCCAUAAACACCGGGAACAGCGGGAACACCGGGAACACCGGGAACAACGGGGGCUGCCGCGACACCGGGAACAGCGGGAGCACCGGGAACAACGGGGGCUGCCCGCGACACCGGGAACAGCGGGAUCACCGGGAACACCGGGAACAACGGGGGCUGCCCGCGACACCGGGAACAGCGGGAUCACCGGGAACAGCGGGAACAUCGGGAACAACGGGAACACCGGGAACAGCGGGACAUCAGGACUGCCGGUCCCGCGGAGCCGGGAUCGGGGUCCCCGGCCCAGUUUGAGACGCAGCCCGGCACUGGGAGCACUGGGCAGGCUGGGAGCGGCCAUGAGGGACACGCUUGGCGCUGGAUCCCUGCGGAGCCUUGUCCAGCUUGCCUGGCUGUGCCUGCUCUCCUCCGUGCCGCACGGCGGGGCCAAGGUGCUGGAGAAGACCUUCGAGGAGUGGCUGCGGUACCGUGACGAGUGCCUGAGGAGGAUGGCGAGCGAGCCCUACCCAGCAGGGCUGUUCUGUAACAGGACAUUUGACAUGUACGCCUGCUGGCCUGACGGGAGCCCCGGCACCGCCGUCAAUGUCUCCUGCCCCUUCUACCUGCCCUGGUUUGAGAAAGUGAAACACGGGCUGGUGAGCCGCAGGUGCGGCACCGACGGCCAGUGGGUGACAGUGAACGGCAGCCAGCCCUGGAGGGACUACUCCCAGUGCGAGGACGAGCUGGAGGUCACUGCUGAGGAGGAAGGCGCCCGCCGGCUCAUGGUGAGCUUCAAGGUGCUCUACACCGUGGGGUACUCGCUGUCGCUGCUCACCCUCAUCUCCGCCCUGCUCGUCCUCACCGCCUGCAGGAACCUGCGCUGCACCAGGAAUUACAUCCACGCCAACCUGUUCGCCUCCUUCGGGCUGCGGGCCACCUCGGUGAUGGUGAAGGACGCGCUGCUGGAGCGGCGCUGGGGCGCGCAGCUGGUGCAGGUGGCUGACUGGGAGGCUCUGCUCAGCCACGAGGCAGCGCUGGGGUGCCGCGCGGCGCAGGUGCUGAUGCAGUACUGCAUCCUGGCCAACCACUACUGGUUCCUGGUGGAAGCUGUCUACCUCUACAAGCUGCUCAUCGGGGCCGUGUUCUCCGAGAAGAAUUACUACAGGCUCUACCUCUACCUGGGCUGGGGGACCCCCGUGGUGUUCGUGGUGCCCUGGAUGGCCGCCAAGUACCUGAAGGAGAACGCGGAGUGCUGGGCGCUGAACGAGAACAUGGCUUACUGGUGGAUCAUCCGCAUCCCCAUCCUGCUCGCCUCCCUGAUCAACCUGCUCAUCUUCAUGCGGAUCCUCAAGGUGAUCCUGGCCAAGCUCCGGGCCAACCAGAAGGGCUACGCCGACUACAAGCUGAGGCUGGCCAAAGCCACUCUGACCCUCAUCCCCCUCUUUGGGAUCCAUGAGGUUGUUUUCAUCUUCGCCACGGAUGAGCAAACCACGGGCAUCCUGCGCUAUGUCAAGGUGUUCUUCACCCUCUUCCUCAACUCCUUCCAGGGCUUCCUGGUGGCUGUGCUGUACUGCUUUGCCAACAAGGAGGUGAAGUCCGAGAUGAAGAAGAAGUGGCAGCUCUGGAAGCUCGACCACCCAGUGCUCUGCUGUGCCCAGUGAGGGGGUGACCAGCCAGGGCAGAGGGGCUGCUGGCCACAAUGGCCACAGGGCCUGGCUGGAGGGCAAGAGGCUGCAGGAAGCCGCGCUGGGCAGUGCCCACCUGGGAUGGCCUGGCUGGAAUGGGUGUCUGGCUGUGCCACACUGGAGCUGCUGGAAGGGACAGCCCUGCUGUGACCCGAGUGGGGGUGGCACCCCUGGCUCUUGCCAGGCACCGCUGUGUGGGCAGCGCUGCUGCUUCUCCCACUGCCAGAGCACCAGCGGGACCUGGCAGCCUCACCCAGGACCCCACCACACAGGGAACCCCUGGGACACCCACACCCACCUCUGGGAUCUCAGCAGCACCCUGAGAGCUCCCAGACAUCCACAGCCACCGUGUAAAGCUCUGCACAGCGAGGGGCUGCUCCUCCUCCCACCCUCAUCACCAACGCAGAACAGCAGCUCCCAUCCCCUCCUCCUCCAGCUGCACAAACCCUGGUUCCCCCUGCCACGGGCAGAGCCAAGGAUGGAGCCUCAAAACUGCUCGGGAGUGAAGGAUUUGAGAGCAGCAACUCACCAGGGCAGAGCCCAGCCUCCCCCAGGCCAGGUUCAGCAUCCAGCCCAGCCUGCCCCUGCGUUCUGGAGGGAAAGCUGCAUUUCCAGCCCGGCAGGAGCUCAGGAACCAUUCUGCUGGCCAAAGGCAAAAAUCUUGGGGUUUACUUUCCAGUGGGGUGCCAAAGCAUCAUCCCCCUGUGGAUCCCGGGAAGCCCAGGAGAUAGGGAAGCAGCGGAGGUGGUGGGGUUUGAGCAGAGCUGCUCCUGUCCUGGUCCUACCCUCCCAGAGGAGCCCAGAGCAGCUCUGGCCCACAGGAGCAGCACGGACACAUUGCCAGAACUUAUUCCCACCACAUUCCCUCCUUUGCAAUGCUCGAGUCCCCCCUCCAGGCAGGAGGAAGCAGCUGGGAGCUCCAGCAGAUGCCCAUGGAUGCAGGAGGUUUGCCAGGCCCUGCCCCUUCCCUGACAGGCUGGGGGAGCCUUUCCCAGUGCCUCAGGGAGGAGCUGCACCAGGCUGGAGUCACAGAUCUUGGAUCGAUGGAACCCCCACGAGACCAAUUUACACAUUAACUCUCUUUUCAGAUGUAAAUAAAUAUUUAUUUUUCAACAA